Gossypium arboreum is the source of this 582-nucleotide messenger RNA. RefSeq lists its product as uncharacterized. The record is from RefSeq and is a predicted model, not a curated record. Bases 1 to 582 code for a protein of 193 amino acids. Lineage: Eukaryota; Viridiplantae; Streptophyta; Magnoliopsida; Malvales; Malvaceae. The transcript is spliced from 2 exons.
AUGUUAGGUGUUUGUACACCUGAUAUGCAUUUUGUUUAUGCUCUUCCUAGUUGGGAAGGUUCUGUUGCUGAUGGAAGGGUUCUUCGAGAUACCAUUAGUAGGAGACAUGGAUUAAAAGUUCCUCAUGGUUGUUAUUAUCUAGUUGAUGUUGGAUACACAAAUUGUGAGGGAUUUCUUGCACCUUUUAGAGGACAAAGAUAUCAUUUGAAUGAGUGGCGUCAGGGUUACCAGCCAAGUAUUCCGGAGGAAUUUUUCAAUAUGAAACAUGCUUCAGCGCGUAAUGUUAUUGAAAGAUGCUUUGGGUUAUUAAAACUUAGAUGGGGAAUACUUAGGAGUCCAUCAUUUUAUCCUGUGAGGGUGCACAAUAGAAUCAUUAUUUCCUGUUGUUUGCUCCAUAAUUUUAUUCGAACCUAUAUGAGUCUUGAUCCUAUUGAAGCGGAGUUGGGAGAAGGAUUGCCUAGUAAUGUGAUAGAUGACAAUGAUCCGAAUACCGUAAAUAUUCAUCCAUCAGAUGCAUGGUCUACUUGGAGGAUGGAACUAGCCAACCAAAUGUUCGAUGAAUGGCAAGCAUCUAGAAAUUAG